This is a messenger RNA of Cornus florida, 1288 nucleotides long. Its product is annotated as (+)-neomenthol dehydrogenase. The transcript is spliced from 4 exons. The record is from RefSeq and is a predicted model, not a curated record. NCBI's taxonomy places the organism in Eukaryota, Viridiplantae, Streptophyta, Magnoliopsida, Cornales, Cornaceae. Bases 14 to 1042 code for a protein of 342 amino acids. Gene Ontology annotation, cellular component: membrane. Gene Ontology annotation, molecular function: oxidoreductase activity, acting on the CH-OH group of donors, NAD or NADP as acceptor.
CUUUUCUCAUUUGAUGUCCCAAAAAGUCCACACCAUAGCUUUUUUAUUUAAUGUGACCACCACACUUGCCUCUUGUUUGUCUCUCUCUAUAUGUAUUGCUCUUGCUACUCCUUUCCUUUCCAUUGCUACAUUGCAUCAUUUCCUUGCAAUGGAACCAAACCCCUCCUUUUCUUCCCCUUCCUUCUCCACCACCAGAAUUUGCAGAUGGUGGUCCAAGGACACAGUGGCCAUAGUCACUGGUGCAAACAAGGGUAUAGGGUUCGCGCUCGUUAAACGGCUAGCAGGAUUGGGACUGACUGUGAUCUUAACAGCUAGAGAUAGUGCCAGGGGACUCAAGGCAGUUGAAUCACUCAAAAAUCUAGGGCUUCAUGUGCAUUUCUUUUGCCUUGAUGUUUCGGACCCUACUUCCAUCAAAAUCUUUGUUUCAUGGUUCAAAGAGACAUUCAAAGCAUUGGAUAUCCUUGUGAAUAAUGCUGCAAUAUCAUUCAAUGAUAUCCAUGAAAACUCAGUUGAACAUGCUGAGACAGUGAUGAAGACCAAUUUCUAUGGUCCAAAAUUGCUCACUGAGGAACUCUUGCCUAUGUUUAGGUGUUCAGCUUCUAUAGGCAGGAUACUUAACAUUAGCUCAAGGCUUGGCUCCUUAAAUAAGCUCAGAAGUCCUAACAUGAAAGAGAUGCUUCUAAAUGAAGAAAACCUAUCUGAAGAGCUAAUUGAGGGCAUGACCAGUUUAUUUCUUGAAAAUGUGAAGAGUGGGACAUGGAGGAGCCAAGGGUGGCCGGAAGUAUGGACAGACUACGCCACGUCGAAGCUUGCACUGAACGCGUACUCGAAGCUCUUGGCAAGGCGCUACGAGGGGUGUGGUUUGAGUGUUAACUGCUUUUGUCCAGGAUUCACUCAGACUUCCAUGACCGGUGGCAAGGGUACUCACACUGCGGAUGCCGCGGCCGAGAUUGGGGCUUGGCUGGUUUUGCUUCCACCUCAGGAACUACCAACUGGAAAAUUCUAUGUAGGAAAUAAACCUAGCAUAUAUUCUAAGUUAUAGGGUAAUUAUAAUCUAAUUAAGCUUGAUCAUGAAGUGGUUAUACUUAUAUAUAUAUAUAUAUAUAUAUUCUAGCUAGUUCUUUUUGUAUUCCUUUUAGAGUAGUUACUUAACAAUAUGUUUACCCAUCUAUUUAUAAAAAGAGUAGCCGCCAUCAUCAAGCAUCUCUCUUUGUGCGUGACUGUGUGAAAUAUAUAUGCUAUAAAAGAAGGUGAGGGACUUGUAUGUGCAGAAUAUUGUCUUAUAUAU